Capronia coronata CBS 617.96 is the source of this 2028-nucleotide messenger RNA. RefSeq lists its product as uncharacterized. The transcript is spliced from 3 exons. The record is from RefSeq and is a predicted model, not a curated record. The coding region runs from base 1 to 2028 and encodes 675 amino acids. Gene Ontology annotation, molecular function: metal ion binding. NCBI's taxonomy places the organism in Eukaryota, Fungi, Ascomycota, Eurotiomycetes, Chaetothyriales, Herpotrichiellaceae.
AUGGUUGUCUGCAAGUACUUCCUGAACGGAAAUUGCAAAUUUGGCAGUAACUGCAGGAACGAGCAUCCUGGUGCUGGAUUCGCAAAUCAGAACAGAUUUGGCGCCCUAAGUGGUGGCGGAAGCUCUCGAUUCGGAGGAGGAAGCGGAAGCAACGAAGCUCGCCAAGAUCGCUGGCGAAUCAGCUCCGAAGAUGUGAGGAACGACUUGACAGACGGGAAAGGCCGGCCCAAAUGGAUCUUGACAGCAUACGGUCCCGGGAGGUCACCGCCGGCAUCACUACUGGAGUCUAAUGAGCUCAGUUCGGAAGAAGUGCGCGUGCGCUUUUAUGAAUUGGCCAGCCAGGGUAAGGCAGCCGAAGCGGAUCAAGAAGCAGGGACGUUGUGGAACAAAGCGGUCCAUGAUAUGGGGCAAAUCCUCAACAAGGUCGAGGAUGUGAACAAGUUUAUGGAAGAUGCGGAUAAAAAGCAUCCCAACAGGAACGACUUUGUGAACAUGGACGGGACAAAGACUCGCGACCAAUUCGUCCAGCAGUUCGCGAACAACACCCCAGCCACCGCUUUUGGCCAAUCUUCUACUCCGAAUCCCUUUGCAAAACCUGCUGCCUCGACUUUUGGUCAGCCUGCUCAGCCGUCUAUAUUCGGUGGUGCUAAUGGCGCCAAACCUGCCUUUGGUCAGGCCGGGUUCGGCAGCGGUGGAGGGCAAAGUGCGACAUCGAGUCCCUUUGGACAGGCGUCUGCUGGGAGUCCAUUCGGUCAGCCCUCGUCGACAAGCACAUUCGGAAAGCCGGCUUUUGGUAGCUCUGGAGGUGGUCAGCCAACCUUUGGGCAACCCGCGCAACCGGCAUCAACCUUUGGACAGCCUUCUCAACCGACAUCAGCCUUUGGGCAGCCUUCUCAACCCGCAGCUGCCUUUGGGAAGCCUUCCCAGCCAACCUCGGCAUUUGGUCAACCUGCUUUUGGAUCAAGCGGCUUUGGAGCGAAUGCUGCAAAGAGCCCGUUCGCAGCGGCAUCGGCAUCGGCAUCGGCAGGAUCAGGCUUUGGCCAGGGUGGUGCGACUUUCGGCCAGCCCUCGCAACCCAGCUCGACAUUUGGUCAGCCUUCGCAGCCUACUUCGAGCUUCGGACAACCAAGUCAACCGGCAUCGACCUUUGGUCAGCCAGCUCAACCCAGUUCCACGUUCGGCCAGCCAUCAGCGUUCGGGAACGCUGGGUUCGGCCAGUCGACACCAACACCAACAUUAACAUCUACUCCAACUUCGACAUUCGGCCAACCAUCUCAACCUACACCAGCAUUCGGACAGCCUUCGCAACCAAGCGGCUCUCCUUUCGGCCAAGCCGCAAGUACUGCGUCCCCUUUCGGACAGCCUGCAUUUGGCAGCAAUACCACCACCACCACCACCACCCCAGCGUUCGGUCAACCUAGCGCACCCGCCAACCCGUUCGGCGGUAGACCAGCAGAACCCCAGCCUAAUGACCAGGCAAUGGAAACGACCACCCCAGCCCCAUCCCGUCCAGCUUCCAGGGGGAAUCCCUUCGGAGCACCAUUCACCCAAUCGCCUCAACCUCAGGCUCAGCCCCAGCCGGCACAGCCUAUGGCCACACCGUCCACACAACCGGCCGCUGCGAAGCCGAUCGUGAAUACUUCCAUCACACCCCAUCCACUAACCGGACGCCCUCCACAUGCAGUGCACUAUACGCAGACGCUUCCACUACAGCCGACGCAGAAGAAUGCUUCAGGCCAGGUGGCUGCCUACCGGGGUCAACGAGUGCAAUACGUCGACGGCGUCCCAUGCUAUGCACGACCCGACGGUAAAGGUCUAGAGAAGAUCUGGUUCCCGGACGCCGGGGCUACUCCUGAAGUGGUCGCGCUGAACCGAGAGGACAAGAUUGCUGAUACGCAGGGAUCGGCGGCCGAUUAUACAGACGAGAUUGUGGACAAGUUCAAAAACCUGUUUGAGCAAGGACGGUUCGCGGACGGCAAGAUACCGCUCAUACCGCCGUUGAGGGAGUGGGGAGUGUAUGAUUUUUAG